Molecule: messenger RNA, 1560 nt
Organism: Pseudo-nitzschia multistriata
Lineage: Eukaryota; Bacillariophyta; Bacillariophyceae; Bacillariales; Bacillariaceae
Source: the annotation of a GenBank genome assembly
UAAUACAGUGCUGACACCUUCGACUUCUUCCACUGACACCGAAGCAAACCAAUUCCAGUCGACAAAAAGCUAUUCUAGUAUUUUUUUUCUUUUCGACUUUCAUGACUACCGCUUCGUUUUGGUGUUUGGCGCGAAGAAAAAGAUACAAGCUGCUCGAGUUGUCAAAACGGUCAUGUUUCGACAUGAKUGUUUUUUGUUUUCUUCUUCGUAUUCCCGUUUUGGGAUCCUUUUUUGCGGGACCUCGCAUGGUGMGUCGAUACGAAGCGAAGAGAGAGARAGAGAGAAGGUGACACAAAGCAAAGCAAMUGCCACUGCUACURCUACUACUACUACUACUCUCUCUCUUUUCUUACAUACAGUAGAUAUAGAAUCCGAAAUCAUCAUGUAUUCUACGGCRCCCUUUUUGUCUCUGCUCCCCGUAGCUCUCUUUGUGGCCUACCUGGUAUGGAAGGAGGUGAUUUGGUACUUCGCUUGCGUCCCGGUUGUGGCCUKGGCCUCGAUUUUGCUAUCGUGCCUGGAGUCGGAGGACUACGGGUAUACUUCACCCGUCGAUUGGCUGCUCUGUCCGCGAACCCUGCCGGUCCGUGAUCCCAAUCGGUCGACCGUGGUAGUCCUGGGGUCCUCCAGGGGCCUGGGAAGGGACCUUUUGGCGAGCCUUGUCGCAAAGGGCUACUUUGUGGUGGGCACGGUCCGUAAGCCAGUUGACGCCGAGUCCCUGGUCGGGGAAUUCGGGACCGACAGGGUCCUGCCCGUAUUUCURGAGCUGACCAGCGACGAAUCGAUCCGAAACGCCUGCCAACAAAUCGCGGGCUUUUUCAAGGGGCAAGGCGGAACCGUUGUCGAACCAUCGCGGCAYCUUGCRGCCAUUGUGGCAAUGGCCGGCAUCACCUCCAUGGGGCCCUUCGAGGGCGUUCCCUUCGACCAGCUCCGGACYCUGUUGGAAACMAACGUCCUCGGGACGAUGCACGUCCUGCACCGGSUGAUGCCGAUCGUCCGGGCCCACCAAGCCCGCAUCGUGGUAGCGGGGGCCCCGGACGUSCCCCUGCCCCAGUACGCCGUGAAAUCCGCGUGCAACGGGGCCCUCCUGGCCUUUACCCGCGCGCUCCGGGCGGACCUGUGGGGCCUGGGGGUCUCCGUUUCGAUCGUCCAGCCGGCRGCGACGAGGGGGGGAAUGGUGGUGCACGGCCCGAAGAUGGUGCGAACGACGCGGGAGGCCAUGCCCCCUUCGCUCCGUGCCGUGUACCCACCGGGAUUCCGGCUGAUGAUGCGGAACGAGGGAGCCGGAGACUUUGGGCUGGACCCGGGGUGGGCCACCCGGGCCUUUGAGCACGCCAUUUCUUCGCCGAGGCCAAAAACGCGGUAUUCCACGACUCCACCCGGGACCGCUCUGUAUUUUGCGUCGUUCUUGGUGCCGGAUCGAWUGCUGGAGAUGCUGAUGUUUAUGGGACCCCUGGGGCCGGGAGGACCCGAGGUAGUGGUGGGAGAAAGCGAAGAGGAACCCACCAAGACGAAAACAAUGUAGAUAGUGAAGCCGAUGUAAAGUAAAAGMAUGGAUCGCUG